Candoia aspera is the source of this 2672-nucleotide messenger RNA. It is a transcript of the gene ST3GAL4, whose product is annotated as ST3 beta-galactoside alpha-2,3-sialyltransferase 4. The transcript has 14 exons. Gene Ontology annotation, molecular function: beta-galactoside (CMP) alpha-2,3-sialyltransferase activity; beta-D-galactosyl-(1->3)-N-acetyl-beta-D-galactosaminide alpha-2,3- sialyltransferase activity. The coding region runs from base 588 to 1685 and encodes 365 amino acids. Gene Ontology annotation, biological process: glycolipid biosynthetic process. Lineage: Eukaryota; Metazoa; Chordata; Lepidosauria; Squamata; Candoiidae. The record is from RefSeq and is a predicted model, not a curated record.
UUCCUCCGGCGCCCGCCGAGCCAAGUUUCGGCAGCGGCGGCGCUGGCACCGCGUUGCGCCGCGCUCCUCCCCGGGUCCUCUGCUGAGUUGGCGCCGCUGCGGACGGAGGGCUUGCCGAGGCGCCCGGCUGCGGGCUGCAGGCUCUCCCCUUUGCAGAAAAGCCCCGGAGGGCAAGCGACCUCCCCUCCCCGCCGGCACUCUCCGUCCCCGCCUCGCCAGCCCCGCUUGGAUUACAAACCAUCGGCUGCUCGCCAGGCGGCCGCGACCCUCCGCCGGGCAGCGGAGGCGGACUUUCUCCCGAGCCGCGGAGGAUGGCUGGUGGCGAAGGAUGGAGAUUCUGAGGUAUAGAGAAUCUAAUGCUACCAUCCAAAGCAUCUCACUGGUCCAGCUGGAAGAAACUGGGAGCCCUGUAGCAACUCUGUGGUGCUAUAUUGCAUAGCUUGCAAGGAGUGAAAGCAAAUGGGAUUGUAGAUCUCUAUCUUCUGGAUGUGUUGCUAUCUUGGUUGGAGGACAAAAAGGAGAGGAUUGAGCUGCCACCUUGACAUUCUGCUGAUAUAAUUUAAAAUCCGAGGGGAUCAUUUGAAAGCAUGGAAGAGACAGAAGGAAAACACGGUACUUUGGAGGUAACACCUGAUAGUCGCCAUGAGAGCCACAAUUGUAAGACCCUUCCACAGCUGCUGAUAAAGAUGAUCCACAAGUCUCGGUGGAAGAUACUUGGAGUAUUGGCUAUAUUUUUGCUGAUGGUGUGGUAUACGAUAUCCCGGGAAGAAAGGUAUAUACAGCUUUUUGAUUUCCAUUUCCAAGAUGACAAGAUGACUUGUCCUUUUAGAGAGAUAGAGAAGAAAGCUUCACAACUCAUAUCAAAUUACACACGGGAUCCUCCACUGUUUUUACAGCUAAAGGAUUACUUCUGGGUAAAGACCCCCUCACUUUAUGAAUUGCCUUAUGGUACAAAAGGAACAGAGGAAAUUCUCCUGCGUCUUCUAGCAAUCACAAGUUACUCUCUUCCUGAAAGCAUUCAAAGCUUGAAGUGCCGGAGAUGUGCGGUUGUUGGGAAUGGCCACCGGCUGAGAAACAGCUCUAUGGGAGAAGUUAUUAACAAAUACGAUGUUGUGAUCAGACUGAACAAUGCACCAGUCCAUGGUUACGAGCAUGACGUGGGCACCAAAACCACCAUGCGACUUUUCUACCCCGAGUCAGCACACUUCAAUCCUCAGACUGAAAAUAACCCAAAUACAUUGCUGGUGUUAGUGGCAUUCAAACCCAUGGAUUUUAUGUGGAUGGAAACAAUUCUCCAUGACAAGAAGAGAAUUCGGAAGGGCUUCUGGAAACAGCCUCCCCUAAUUUGGAAUGCAAAUCCUAACCAAGUGCGAAUUCUGAACCCAUAUUUUAUGGAAGUUACAGCUGCUAAAGUACUUAAGCUUCCAGUGAAGCAAUUGUGGAAGCUUAAACAGAAACCCACCACAGGAUUAGUGGCCAUCACCCUAGCCUUGCACUUCUGCGAUGAGGUACAUAUUGCUGGCUUUGGAUAUCCCAGCUCAGACAACAAGAAGCAGAGUAUUCACUACUACGAGCAAAUUACAGUGAAAUCUAUGGCUUCUUCAGGGCACAAUGUCUCCCAUGAGGCAUUUGCAAUAAAAAAGAUGCUUGAAUUGGGACUCGUCAAGAACCUCACUUACUUCUGAUGUAAGAUGGACUGCAUUACGUUCACUUCGAGUUGGCUGCUGUGCCAGCAGGACAAAGCCCUUUGUGGCUGGCACCUUCUAACACAUAGUCAUCCCUUCCAUUCCAACGCUGACUGGUGCAGAGGCCUUGCAUUUUCCUGCGAAUGAUGUUCAGGAUGGAUGGAAGUGUAUGGCUUCUAAAUGUGUUAGCAACUAGGGGUAGAAACAGUCCUGUAAAGAAGCUGGGUGACACUAUCAGUUGGAAGCAGGAAUCUUUCCUCCUUACUGGACACUGCCCUCUACAGAAUCAUCUUCAUUUGGAUAGUUGCAGAAUUUUCCUUGGCGUCCAACUGAGAUUUUUAGAAGAAAAGUUCCUGCAAUCAAUAGCGGCAGAGAUGCACUUUUGGAAGAUCAGAUUGCUGAUGAAGGGCCUCAAAGAUGAUACAACAGAGAUUCCCAUGGGAAUGAUUCCCCUCCCAUAAAACUGUUGCAUUAAUCACUUUUACCUUCCUCUGCAACCAAUAUAAGGGUGGCUGUUCAUUAUUUUAUUUAUAGUAUCAGACGUUACCUAAUGAGCAAGAGGCAAGUGAAUGAAGGAUUUUUAGCUGUUUGCCACCUUGUUUCCCUGUUCACAUGAAGAUGAGACAAAGUAUGCUGGUUCAAGUCCCUGUGCAAUGCGUUGAGGAUGCCCAGGAGAAAGCAGUUAAGGAUGGUAGAGGAGAUAGUGACAUUUAUUUCUCUCCUAUUUGAUCGGUUUGGUUUGGAGACUGGGUUGGAAGGGAGAGUACCCAACAGUAUUUGCUGGUAGUUUUUAUACCUAAAACAGUAGAGCUGAACCAACACUUGCUUUUCCCGGGCUCAAGUUGAAAAAGAAAUCCUUCUGUGAAGGACGUGUGUGUGCCCUAGUAUCCCAUAUCAGACCUUAAUGAUAAGAAGUAGGUUUCUUUCCUCCUAUAAGGUGGUAAUUACAUCCCAACCAGAAUUGAUCUACAAUGCAAAAGAGCUAUC